Molecule: messenger RNA, 40666 nt
Organism: Coregonus sp. 'balchen'
Lineage: Eukaryota; Metazoa; Chordata; Actinopteri; Salmoniformes; Salmonidae
Source: the annotation of a GenBank genome assembly
GUGUCACUGUACUUCCAUGAAAGACACCUGAAUACACCACAGCCAGAUCCCCCUCUCCUCUCUGGACUGGACAGCUACUUUACACCACCUUUUCGCCUGGGCUAGCAAACUAUGCACCAACUAUGAUGGCGCCCAGUCCAUCCUUCGCUGUGCUCCUGUGUCUCAUGCGAGCCCUCUUCUGCACUGCUGAAAUAGGUAUGUGGGGUUUCAUUUCUUCCAAUUUCUUAGAUUUCAUGCAAUAGUAAACCAAACUGUAUAGUGAAAGUGAUGCAAAUUAAAUUUGUUGAUAUUCUUUUCAUAAUCUUGGCCUUGAUGAGGCUGCUAGAAAGUAACAAUAUUUCUGAAGAAUGAUAAUCCAUAUUUCCAGAAUUUCUUGGUCCUUCAGUAAGUUUAACUUUGCUGGUAGAUACUGCGAGAGAUAUUGAUGUAAUCUACUCCAGGAAUCAUAAGGGAACCAUUUGACAAGCUAGACAACCUUUAGAACAUCUUAAAGUGUUUUAGAAGCCUUCGGAUACCAAAAUGGAAGUGGCCCAAAACAAAUCUAUGUGGCCUAAAAACAUGUAUUUCAAUUGUUGUUACAUGGGCAGGUAGUACUAUGUCCUGUAAUUACAAUGUAGGUAUACAUUGUUACAUAAUAUAUAUUUCUUUAAAAUAAUUUGCAUGCUGAAAGAUGUAACAGUUGUCAGUACUAUAUACAAUUUUAAUCUAUACUGAUUUUACUAUGCAACUUAAUGUACAGUGGGCCCUAAAAUGUUUUGAUUUUGAUGUUGUAGUUGAGUGAUAACAAAAUACUUGUACAGUUCCUGUACAAUUAGACACAGCAGUCAUGUCCGAAUACCCAUUCUAAAUAGUAGACCAUUUAAGUAUGCCAAAAAAAGAAUGUUUUAUAGUAUGUAACAUUGCGAAAAGCUUGAACACACACUUUAAAUGCCCGGAUGUCAUACUAAUUUCGUCUUUGACAGCAGCUGAUAAUCAGAUAUGGGGAUGUGCUACCCAAAUUAACCAAUAACUCAGUGGUUCCCAAACUACAGUACGAAAACGGGGUCGCAGGAGAAUUUCCCAAAUCCCCCUCAAAAAUAAUAUAAAAAAAUAUAGAUGAUAAUAUCGUCUUUGUAUCUCAAAACCUUAAAAAUCUAUAUGAAAAUUAUUUAAACCUAAAAGAUACAAUUCAACCAGAGAGCGCCCUUAAAUCAUAGGAAAAGGCAGCACUUGACCGUUGCACUUGAAUCAUUCCCACAGUGAAUGGCUAGGCCCGCUACGCUAUGAAACCACACACUAUUGCAGAGACUUUGAUAUACAGUAUCUCACAAAAGUGAGUACACCCCUCACAUUUUUGUAAAUAUUUGAGUAUAUCUUUUCAUGUGACAACACUGAAGAAAUGUAACUUUGCUACAAUGUAAAGUAGUAACACAACACACAGCCAUUACUGUCUAAACCGCUGGCAACAAAAGUGAGUACACCCCUAAGUGAAAAUGUCCAAAUUGGGCCCAAAGUGUCAAUAUUUUGUGUGGCCACCAUCAUUUUCCAGCACUUCCUGAACCCUCUUUGGCAUGGAGUUCACCAGAGCUUCACAGCUUGCCACUGGAGUCCUCUUCCACUCCUCCAUGACGACAUCACGGAGCUGGUGGAUGUUAGAGACCUUGCACUCCUCCACCUUCCGUUUGAGGAUGCCCCACAUAUGCUCAAUAGGGUUUAGGUCUGGAGACAUGCUUGGCCAGUCCAUCACCUUUACCCUCAGCUUCUUUAGCAAGGCAGUGGUCGUUUUGGAGGUGUGUUUGGGGUCGUUAUCAUGUUGGAAUACUGCCCUGCGGCCCAGUCUCUGAAGGGAGGGAAUCAUGCUCUGCUUCAGUAUGUCACAGUACAUGUUGGCAUUCAUGGAUCCCUCAAUGAAUGGUACAGUGAGGGAAAAAGUAUUUGAUCCCCUGCUGAUUUUGUACGUUUGCCCACUGACAAAGAAAUGAUCAGUCUAUAAUUUUAAUGGUAGGUUUAUUUGAACAGUGAGAGACAGAAUAACAACAAAAAAAUUCCAGAAAAAUGCAUGUCAAAAAUGUUAUAAAUUGAUUUGCAUUUUAAUGAGGGAAAUAAGUAUUUGACCCCCUCUCAAUCAGAAAGAUUUCUGGCUCCCAGGUGUCUUUUAUACAGGUAACGAGCUGAGAUUAGGAGCACACUCUUAAAGGGAGUGCUCCUAAUCUCAAUUUGUUACCUGUAUAAAAGACACCUGUCCACAGAAGCAAUCAAUCAAUCAGAUUCAAAACUCUCCACCAUGGCCAAGACCAAAGAGCUCUCCAAUGAUGUCAGGGACAAGAUUGUAGACCUACACAAGGCUGGAAUGGGCUACAAGACCAUCGCCAAGCAGCUUGGUGAGAAGGUGACAACAGUUGGUGCGAUUAUUCGCAAAUGGAAGAAACACAAAAUAACUGUCAAUCUCCCUCGGCCUGAGGCUCCAUGCAAGAUCUCACCUCGUGGAGUUGCAAUGAUCAUGAGAACAGUGAGGAAUCAGCCCAGAACUAUACAGGAGGAUCUUGUCAAUGAUCUCAAGGCAGCUGGGACCAUAGUCACCAAGAAAACAAUUGGUAACACACUAUGCCGUGAAGGACUGAAAUCCUGCAGUGCCCGCAAGGUCCCCCUGCUCAAGAAAGCACAUAUACAUGCCCGUCUGAAGUUUGCCAAUGAACAUCUGAAUGAUUCAGAGGAGAACUGGGUGAAAGUGUUGUGGUCAGAUGAGACCAAAAUGGGAGCUCUUUGGCAUCAACUCAACUCGCCGUGUUUGGAGGAGGAGGAAUGCUGCCUAUGACCCCAAGAACACCAUCCCCACCGUCAAACAUGGAGGUGGAAACAUUAUGCUUUGGGGGUGACAACUUCAGCGCAUCAAAGGGACGAUGGAUGGGGCCAUGUACUGUCAAAUCUUGUGUAGAACCUCCUUCCCUCAGCCAGGGCAUUGAAAAUGACCCAAAACACACGGCCAAGGCAACAAAGGAGUGGCUCAAGAAGAAGCACAUUAAGGUCCUGGAGUGGACUAGCCAGUCUCCAGACCUUAAUCCCAUAGAAAAUAUGUGGAGGGAGCUGAAGGUUCGAGUUGCCAAACGUCAGCCUCGAAACCUUAAUGACUUGGAGAAGCUCUGCAAAGAGGAGUGGGACAAAAUCCCUCCUGAGAUGUGUGCAAACCUGGUGGCCAACUACAAGAAACGUCUGACCUCUGUGAUUGCCAACAAGGGUUUUGCCACCAAGUAAUAAGUCAUGUUUUGCAGAGGGGUCAAAUACUUAUUUCCCUCAUUAAAAUGCAAAUCAAUUUAUAACAUUUUUGACAUGCGUUUUUCUGGAUUUUGUUGUUGUUAUUCUGUCUCUCACUGUUCAAAUAAACCUACCAUUAAAAUUAUAGACUGAUAUUUUCUUUGUCAGUGGGCAAACGUACAAAAUCAGCAGGGGAUCAAAUACUUUUUUCCUUCACUGUAGCUCCCCAGUGCCGGCAGCACUCAUGCAGCCCCAGACCAUGACACUCCCACCACCAUGCUUGACUGUAGGCAAGACACACUUGUCUUUGUACUCCUCACCUGGUUGCCGCCACACACGCUUGACACCAUCUGAACCAAAUUUGUUUAUCUUGGUCUCAUCCGACCACAGGACAUGGUUCCGGUAAUCCAUGUCCUUAGUCUGCUUGUCUUCAGCAAACUGUUUGCGGGCUUUCUUGUGCAUCACCUUUAGAAGAGGCUUCCUUCUGGGACGACAGCCAUGCAGACCAAUUUGAUGCAGUGUGCGGCGUAUGGUCUGAGCACUGACAGGCUGACCCCCCACCCCUUCAACCUCUGCAGCAAUGCUGGCAGCACUCAUAUGUCUAUUUCCCAAAGACAACCUCUGGAUAUGACGCUGAGCACGUGCACUCAACUUCUUUGGUCGACCAUGGCGAGGCCUGUUCUGAGUGGAACCUGUCCUGUUAAACCGCUGUAUGGUCUUGGCCACCGUGCUGCAGCUCAGUUUCAGGGUCUUGGCAAUCUUCUUAUAGCCCAGGCAAUCUUUAUGUAGAGCAACAAUUUUUUUUUUUUCAGAUCCUCAGAGAGUUCUUUGCCAUGAGGUUGCCAUGUUGAACUUCCAGUGACCAGUAUGAGGGAGUGUGAGAGCGAUGACACCAAAUUUAACACACCUUCUCCCUAUUCACACCUGAGACCUUGUAACACUAACGAGUCACAUGACACUGGGGAGACGACCACUGCCUUGCUAAAGAAGCUGAGGGUAAAGGUGAUGGACUGGCCAAGCAUGUCUCCAGACCUAAACCCUAUUGAGCAUAUGUGGGGCAUCCUCAAACGGAAGGUGGAGGAGUGCAAGGUCUCUAACAUCCACCAGCUCCGUGAUGUCGUCAUGGAGGAGUGGAAGAGGACUCCAGUGGCAAGCUGUGAAGCUCUGGUGAACUCCAUGCCAAAGAGGGUUAUGGAAGUGCUGGAAAAUGAUGGUGGCCACACAAAAUAUUGACACUUUGGGCCCAAUUUGGACAUUUUCACUUAGGGGUGUACUCACUUUUGUUGCCAGCGGUUUAGACAGUAAUGGCUGUGUGUUGUGUUAUUCUGAGGGGACAGCAAAUUUACAGUUAUACAAGUUGUACACUCACCACUUUACAUUGUAGAAAAGUGACAUUUCUUCAGUGUUGUCACAUGAAAAGAUAUACUCAAAUAUGUACAAAAAUGUGAGGGGUGUACUCACUUUUGUGAGAUACUGUAAAUUACCGGCCGCAAUUAAUAUGGUGAAAGCACUGUGUGGGGAGGCAGAGGCACAGAAACUCACAUCAAUACCUUUGUCAGAUAACACUGGUAGAUGAAGAAGUUAUGCUAUUGCUAGCAAUCAAGAGGAAACUCUGACUGAACAACUCCCCAGCUUAUGCUCUCCAAAUGGACGUUAGCUGUGAGGGCAGAGAUGCCCAUGCAUUGGCUUUUGUUCGCUAUACAUGAUGGGGGAUGCUACUCACGAGGACAUAUUGUUCUGUCUCACAGAUUCACGUCUAUGUCGGGACGGCGGGCAGGCCUUUGCACUCUAGUUAUGACUGCGUCUCAAUCUGCUAUAUGGACGCAUCAUAUGAAACAUUGAGAGCAACUAGUGGCAAAAGAGCAGCGCACAGAACUCAGAGAUAUACUGCAGCAGGUACAUUUGAUUGUAAACUACAUCAAACCACAUCCACUGCCUGUUUGCAAAACUAUGUGAAGAUAUGGGAUCAGAGCAUGACAAUGUUCUAUUUCACACCGAGGCUUGGUGGUUAUCAAGUGUUUAAAAGAUUUUUCGCAUUGAGAGAAGAACUGUUGUCAUUCACAAUGGAUGUAAAAAAAAAUAGGCUUGGUUGACUUUCUGUGUAAUGAAAAGAAAAUGUUUCGGCUUGCCUAUGUAACAGUCACAUUUGGGAAAUUGAAUGAACUGAACACAAGCAUGCAUUCUACAUUCAGUGUAUUGAGAGGAAAUUAUACAUUUUGGAGAGAGAGUCUUUCAAAGCGAACCAUGGCCCCUUUCCUCGGCUGUGCAUGUUUCUAACAGAAAACUGCAUCAGUAAGUGUCCCACACUAAUGAUGACUGCUCACCUCCAACGCUUGGAAGAGCAGUUUGGGACCUACUUCCCAAUCCAUUUGACUGUGAUCCUGGCUCAGUUGGCAUGCCGGUAAGUGAAAUUGAACAGCUGAUCGAGCUGUCAUGUGACAAAAUGCUGCAGACGAAUGCUGACUCAAAGGAAAUACACUGCCGUAUCCCUCUGAGCAUUAAAACUCACCCUUCGCCAGCUCAUAUCUGUGUCAAGCUGGAUUCAGUGCUCUCUUCAGCAGAGAUGAGGUGCGCACUUUCGACCAUGCCUCCUAACUUUGAGAAGCUAUGACGUGACAUGCAUCAAGCAGACCCAUCUCAUUGGUUGUGGUGAGAUAAGAGACAUUAUGUCAGAUUAUUUUGCAAUUGACUGUCAUAGCCCCACAUUAAAAGUAUGUGAUGGUGAGUUGAGAAGACAAUCAAAAAUACUGUUAGAAUGUUUUUCAAUUGACUGCCAUCGCCCCAAAUAAAAAAAGUAAACAUUGGCUGUUAAUUACAUAUUUUUUUCACAUGGUCGGGGUCACGAGAAUUUUCAGAUAUCAAAAUGGGGUCAUGGACCAAAAAAGUUUGGGAACCCCUGUUUUGAAGUAAAUACUAAACCAUCUUUUGAUUUCUGAAUGUGUCGGCACCGGGGACUCGGGAUGUGGCUGCGUUAUUGAUGUCAUGUUAUCAUGCCUUUUGAUCUGAACUUAAGGAUUGUUUCAGUUUUGUAAAUUAUUUAAUUUAUGGAUCAGUGCUUUAGUUUAUUAUGUUGCUGUACAGAGGUUCUAAAUUUGCGAUGCAUCGAUGUCCAAGUUUUUCUGUGCAAUAGCCCUUUGAUUAGAACAUUUGAAAAGUUUUGGUGUGUGUACUAAGCUAUUUGAUUUAAUGUAUAUAUGUUACAUCACUUUGGUUUCAAUAAUAAAUAUGUUGAAAUGGAACCAAAUGAUAUGUUUUUUUUUUCUUCAGUCCUUUUGAAACAGGAUAGAUGGGCUAUAUGAGCUAUGGUAUAGGUCAAAUGUGAUUUCUGCUUAUAACCAGCCUGAGUAGGCCGAUAACUCCCUUUCUAUUCUAUUCAGAGUUUAGGGAAAUUAAUCGAAUUGGAAAUGAGCUAUUAUCAGGCUGGUUAAUGCAUGCAUGUCUGCUGAAUUUGGAAAAUCCUCCUGCCCCACCUACUCAGCCAGUCAGGAGCCACUACUGCGUUGCGGCUGUGACGUACAGCUUACUUUUUACUAAAUGGUACAUGCUAAAUAGUAUGCAACAAUGAGGACAUAGUAUGCAGUUUAAGUGUGUAGUACGCUAGUAUGGGUAUUCGGACACGGCCAUUGUCUCAGUCACAGUUCAAUAGUUUUGCUGUGCUGUUUAUGAGGGAUGAGACCUUGAAUAGAUCACAUUAUUGUCCUUUUCCACUGUGAUGCAGACAGCAGCUCCUUCCUGAUCUACAACCAGGAUCACAACAAGUGUGUGGUGGCAGUGAGCGCCAGUCAGGUCACGGUGGCUACCUGUAACCCAGUGUCCCAGAACCAGCAGUUCCGUUGGGCCUCACGGUCUCGUCUCCUCAGCAUCUCCCUGAAGCUCUGCCUGGGGGCUCAGGACCUAAAGGACUGGGUCAAGGUGCUGCUCUUCCCCUGUGAUGAGAAGAGUGAGCUCCAGCACUGGCAGUGUAAGAACGAAACACUGUUCGGCCUCAAAGACAAGGCGCUGCACUUGAACUACGGCGAACGCAAUGAAAAUAACAUGAUGAUCUACCAGGGAGCUGGGGUUUGGAGCCGAUGGAAGAUGUACGGUACUCAGAAGGACCUCUGCUCCAAGGGCUACCAAGGUAAGGAAGAGCACACACUCACCUUUACUGGAGGUUGUCAUAACUGUUGUCAUAAACGUUCUUAAAGACAGGAAAUAUACAGGUAACUGUCAAAAUAAAUUAAACACAAACAUACAGUGUCUUAAUAGGGCGUUGGGCCACCACAAGCCGCUAAUGCGCCUUAGGUAUAGAUUUUACAAGUGUCUGGAACUCUAUUGGAGGGAUGUGACACCAUUCUUCCACGAGAAAUUCCACCAUUUUAUGUUUUGUUGAUGGUGGUGAAAAACGCUGUCUCAAGCGCAGCUCAAGAAUCUCCCAUAAGUGUUCGAUUGGGUUGAGAUCUGAUGACUGACUCAAUAAACUUUGUAUGCCUCAUUUACUGAAGUGUUUUUUCCCCCCCUUCCACAGAGGUGUUCACACUAGGGGGGAAUGCCUUUGGAAGCACAUGCCAGUUCCCCUUUAAGUUUGAGGAGAAGUGGUUCGCUGAGUGCACUCUGGAGGGGCGCUCAGAUGGACAGCUCUGGUGCGCCACAGAGACGGAUUACAAUAAAGACAAAAAGUGGGGCUUCUGUCCCUCGAAAUGUGAGUCAAGCCAUCACAUUUCCUGCCAUGUUUGAUGUAAUUUACUGCCAUUUUCCAGUGAUCAGGAAAAACAGUUAUACUGAGGGUCAGUAGGUGACACCUAUAGAAAAUCAGAAUCCUUAUGUAUCAAGCAUCUCAGAAUUGGAGCGCUGAUCUAGGAUCAGUAGCCUUUUAGAUCAUAAUUAAUGACAUUACAUGGACAGGAAGAGACCUGAUCGUAGAUCAGCAGUCCUACUCUGGGAUACUUUAUGAAUACGAGCCCAGUUCCUAAAUAAAAAUGUCAAAUCAAUUUGACUCAUGGGCGUACACACAUCUCCAACACCAGUGGCCUACUCUAUCCUAGAAUGUGAUGAUUUUGUAAAUAGAAGGGAAACGACCUGGGUUUAAGAUGUGUUUACCAGUCUGAAACACCUGCAUCAACAGAAAACGAAACACUUUGGGGACGGCAUCCAAUUCAAACAAUGCCGUAAAACUCCCUGCCAUGCCUGUGAUAGCGGCAGAUUCCUCAUAAAAACAGGGGCUACACAGGAAAUUCUUUGAUUUUCCUGUUUUUCCGUGACCUCACUGGAGGUCUGGUCUCUGACCUCCCGGCAGAAAAACACAAAUGCUUCCUCUCGUUCCUCUAACUGUGUGUCUCUUUUCCCUUCCAACCUGACUGGAGCUCAAACCUGUAAUUCCCCAAAACUGGGACAGGAAGAGGGAGGAAGCCCCCUUUCACCAUAGUUUCUGGUAAACUGCCACCAUAGUCACAGAUAUCAAAUCAAAUCACAUUUUAUUGGCCACAUGCGCCAAAUACAACAGGUGCAGACAUUACAGUGAAAUGAUUACUUACAGCCCUUAACCAACAGUGCAUUUAUUUUUAAUAAAAAAGUAGAAUAAAACAAAAAAGUGUUGAGAAAGAAAGAGCAGAAGUAAAAUAAAAUAAGAGUAGGGAGGCUAUAUACAGGGGGGUACCGGUGCAAAGUCAAUGUGCGGGGGCACCGGCUAGUUGAGGUAGUUGAAGUAAUAUGUACAUGUGGGUAGAGUUAAAGUGACUAUGCAUAAAUAAUUAACAGAGUAGCAGCAGCGUAACAAGAUGGGGUGGGGGGGGGGGGGGGGGGGGGGGGGGUGGGGGGGGGGGGUGGGGGGGGGGGGGGGGGGGGGGGGGGGGGGGGGGGGGGCAGUGCAAAUAGUUUGGGUAGCCAUGAUUAGCUGUUCAGGAGUCUUAUGGCUUGGGGUAGAAGCUGUUUGGGGCUAGGUCUUUGGACCUAGACUUGGCACUCCGGUACCGCUUGCCGUGCGGUAGCAGAGAGAACAGUCUAUGACUAGGGUGGCUGGAGUCUUUGACAAUUUUGAGGGCCUUCCUCUGACACCGCCUGGUAUAGAGGUCCUGGAUGGCAGGAAGCUUGGCCCCAGUGAUGUACUGGGCCGUACGCACUACCCUCUGUAGUGCCUUGCGGUCGGAGGCCAAGCAGUUGCCAUACCAGGCGGUGAUGCAACCAGUCAGGAUGCUCUCGAUGGUGCAGCUGUAUAAUUUUUUGAGGAUCUGAGGUCCCAUGCCAAAUCUUUUCAGUCUCCUGAGGGGGAAUAGGCUUUGUCGUGCCCUCUUCACGACUGUAUUGGUGUGUUUGGACCAUGAUAGUUCGUUGGUGAUGUGGACACCAAGGAACUUGAAGCUCUCAACCUGUUCCACUACAGCCCCGUCGAUGAGAAUGGGGGCGUGCUCAGUCCUCUUUUUUUCCUGUAGUCCACAAUCAUCUCCUUUGUCUUGGUCACGUUGAGGGAGAGGUUGUUGUCCUGGCACCACAUGGCCAGGUCUCUGACCUCCUCCCUAUAGGCUGUCUCAUCGUUGUCAGUGAUCAGGCCUAUCACUGUUGUGUCGUCGGCAAACUUAAUGAUGGUGUUGGAGUCGUGCCUGGCCAUGCAGUCAUGGGUGAACAGGGAGUACAGGAGGGGACUGAACACGCACCCCUGAGGGGCCCCCAUGUUGAGGAUCAGUGUGGCAGAUGUGUUGUUACCUACCCUUACCACCUGGGGGCGGCCCGUCAGGAAGUCCAGGAUCCAGUUGCAGAGGGAGGUGUUUAGUCCCAGGAUCCUUAGGGGGGCAGCUCUAAGUGGUAGAGAUUAACAACACUAUUUGUUUCAGUUCUUGGACCGUUAUUGAUGCUUUAUUUUUUCCAUCUCAAGUGUGACUUAUUAUUUUUGUGUCCCUCUCAGCGUCCUCAGGUUGGGACAGUGACCCAGUGACAGGUGCUCUGUACCAGAGGAACACCCAGUCUGUGCUGACCUGGCACCAGGCGAGGAAGAGCUGCCAGCAGCAAGGAGCUGACCUGCUCAGUAUCAUAGAGCUCCACGAGCAGACCUACAUCUCAGGUAUGUACAGGCAGCCCUACAUCCUACAUCAGCUAUGUACAGGCAGACCUACACUACCGUUCAAAAGUUUGGGGUCACUUAGAAAUGUCAUUUUUUUCGAAAGAAAAGCAAUUUUUUUGUCCAUUAAAAUAACAUCACUUUGAUCAGAAAUACAGUGUAGACAUUGUUAAUGUUGUAAAUGGCUAUGGUAGCUGGAAACGGCAGUUUUUAAUGGAAUAUCUACAUAGGCAUACAGAGGCCCAUUAGCAGCAAAGAAAAAGCCAUUUCUCAGACUGGCCAAUAAAAAGAAAAUAUUAAGAUGGGCAGUCUGAGAUACGGCUUUUUCUUUGCAACUCUGCCUGGAAGGUCAGCAUCCCGGAGUCGCCUCUUCACUGUUGACGUUGAGACUGGUGUUUUGCGGGUACUAUUUAAUGAAGCUGCCAGUUGAGGACCUGUGAGGUGCCUGUUUCUCAAACUAGACACUCUAAUGUAUUUGUCCUCUUGCUCAGUUGUGCACCGGGGCCUCCCACUCCUCUUUCUAUUCUGGUUAGAGCCAGUUUGCGCUGUUCUGUGAAGGGAGUAGUACACAGCGUUGUACGAGAUCUUCAGUUUCUUGGCAAUUUCUCGCAUGGAAUAGACUUCGUUUCUCAGAACAAGAAUAGACUGACGAGUUUCAGAAGAAAGUUAUUUGUUUCUGGCCAUUUUGAGCCUGUAAUCGAACCCACAAUUGCUAAUGCUCCAGAUACUCAAUUAGUCUCAAGAAGGCCAGUUUUAUUGCUUCUUUGAUCAGCACAACAGUUUUCAGCUGUGCUAACAUAAUUGCAAAAGGGUUUUCUAAUGAUCAAUUAGCGUUUUAAAAUGAUAAACUUGGAUUAGCAAACACAACGUGCCAUUGGAAUACAGGACUGAUGGUUGCUGAUAAUGGGCCUCUGUACGCCUAUGGAGAUAUUCCAUAAAAAAAUCUGCAGUUUACAGCUACAAUAUCCAUACAACAUUAACAAUGUCUACACUGUAUUUCUGAUCAAUUUGAUGUUAUUUUAAUGGACAAAGAAAUUGCUUUUCUUUCGAAAAAAAUGAAAUUUCUAAGUGACCCCAAACUUUUGAACGGUAGUGUAUGUCAGGUAUAUAUUUUAUAUUUGAGAUUCUUCAAAUAGCCACCCUUUGCCUUGAUGACAGCUUUGCACACUCUUGGCAUUCUCUCAACCAGCUUAAUGAGGUAGUCACCUGGAAUGCAUUUCAAUUAACAGGUGUGCCUUCUUAAAAGUUAAUUUGUGGAAUUUCUUUCCUUCUAAAUACGUUUGAGCCAAACAGUUGUGUUGUGACAAGGUAGGGGGGGUAUACAGAAGAUAGCCCUAUUUGGUAAAAGACCAAGUCCAUAUUAUGGCAAGAACAGCUCAAAUAAGCAAAGAGAAAUUACAGUGUAUCAUUACUUUAAGACAUGAAGGUCAGUCAAUACGGAACAUUUCAAGAACUUUGAAAGUUUAUUCAAGUGCAGUCGCAGAAACCAUCAAGCGCUAUGAUGAAGCUGGGUCUCAUGACGACCACCACAGGAAUGGAAGACCCAGAGUUACCUCUGCUACAGAGGAGAAGUUCAUUAGAGUUACCAGCCUCAGAAAUUGCAGCCCAAAUAAAUGCUUCACAGAGUUCAAGUCACAGACACAUCUCAACAUCAACUGUUCGGAGGGGACUGUGUGAAUCAGGCCUUCAUGGUUGAAUUACUGCAAAGAAACCACUACUAAAGGACACCAAUAAUAAGAAGAGACCUGCUUGGGCCAAGAAACACGAGCAAUGGACAUUAGACCGGGGGAAAUUUGUCCUUUGGUCUGGAGUCCAAAUGCCGUGGCUUUGUGAGACGCGGUGUGGGUGAACGGAUGAUCUCUGCAUGUGUAGUUCCCACCGUAAAGAAUGGAGGAGGAGGUGUUGUGGUGUGGGGCUGCUUUGCUGGUGACAGUGGCUGUGAUUUAUUUAGAAUUCAAGGCACACUUAACCAGCAUGGCUACCACAGCAUUCUGCAGCGAUACGCCAUCACAUCUGGUUUGGGCUUAGUGGGACUAUAAUUUGUUUUUCAACAGGACAACGACCCAACACACCUCCAGGCUGUGUAAGGGCUAUUUUACCAAGAAGGAGAGUGAUGGAGUGCUGCAUCAGAUGACCUGGCCUCCACAAUCACCCGACCUCAAUCCAAUUGAGAUGGUUUGGGAUGAGUCGGACGGCAGAGUGAAGGAAAAGCAGCCAACACGUGCUAAGCAUAUGUGGGAACUCUUUCAAGACUGUUGGAAAAGCCUUCCAGGUGAAGCUGGUUGAGAGAAUGCCAAGAGUGUGCAAAGCUGUCAUCAAGGCAAAGGGUGGCUAUUUGAAGAAUCUCAAAUGUAAAAUGUAUUUUGAUUUGUUUAACACUUUUUUGGUUACUACAUGAUUCCAUAUGUGUUAUUUCAUAUUUUUGAUGUCUUCACUAUUAUUCUACAAUGUAGAAAAUAGUAAAAAAAAAAAAGAAAAACCCUUGAAUGAGUAGGUGUGUCCAAACUUUUGACUGGUACUGUACAUCUGAGGUACAGUCCCUAAAGCUCCAUGAGCAAAUCUACAUCUGACGUACAAUCUAACCUGUUGUACAUGGGAGGACUAGGACCAGAAACCAGCCGAGGCAUUUCUGACACACCAGCUCAAAGAUGGACCAGCCCACCGGACAUUUACUUGAAGUGCCUUACAGUGUGGCCAGUCUGUUUCUGCUCUUGUCUAACCUACAACCUCACCUUGAUUUGGAGUGAAAUUAAUCUGAAACACUCAAUUGCUUAUUAGGAAUAUCAUAAUUCUCUCGUGGAUGUAUUGUAAUGCUUUUCAUUGUUGCAGGGUUGACCAAUAUCCUGGGCACCUCUCUGUGGAUUGGACUGAAUAGCCUGGACUUUGAGGCUGGAUGGCAGUGGAGCAAUGGAAACCCAUUCAGAUAUUUAAACUGGGCCCCGGGUGAGUGCAACUGCAUGCAACACAUCACACUAUACUUUACAGCUUUGAGGUCAACUGAGGUUGUCCAACUAUGCUAUGUGUUCCCAUGGUGCAGGAAGAGAAUGAAUAAAUAUAUGGGUCAAUAUUUCCUAAAGGACAUCCAUCUACUGAACCCGGGCACACCUGUGGAACCCUGAAUGCUGGCAAGGCCUCGAAAUGGGAGACCAGUGAAUGCUCCAAGAACCUUGGAUACAUCUGUCGCAAAGGCAACUCUACAGCUCUGGCCCCUGCCCAGAUAGGUAAGAACUGAAUCAUACAUGCUUGUCAUGAACUACACUAGAACACUUUUAAGAAGUUUUGAACUUGCAACACAAGGUUAAAAUGAUUCUACACAAUUCUUGCAACAUUUCAGCCAGUAGUUCUGAAAGUAGCACUCACAAGCCAAAAGAGGUCGCCAAAAUGUGUUUACUAAGUUAUGUUAGGGCCGUGCAUGAGCAAUACAAAACCUGGUUGUGUAGUGUAAACAGAACCAUUAUACACCCAGUGUACAAAAUAUUAGGAACACCUGCUCUUUCCAUGACAUAGACUGACCAGGUGAAACCAGGUGAAAGCUACAAUCCCUUAUUAAUGUCACCUGUUACAUCCACUUCAAUCAGUUUAGAUGAAUGGAAGGAGACAGGUUAAAGAAGGAUUUUUAAGCCUUGAGACAAUUGAGACAUGGAUUGUGUAUGUGUGUCAUUCAGAGGGUGAAUGGGCAAGACAAAAUAUUUAAGUGCUUUUGAAUGGGGUAUGGUAGUAGGUGCCAGGCACACCGGUUUGAGUGUGUCGAGAACUGCAAUUCCUAAUGUUUUGUACACUCGGUGUAUAUCAGUGUACAAAACUCAAGUAGAACAAAAUGGCACUACAGUUUGGCAGUCUAACACUUUCUGAACCUACCUUCUCAAUGACUGUUGAACUUUGACCCCCCUCUGUAGGCAAAGACCAGCCUACCUUCUGUCCUAGUCACUGGAUCCCCUACGCAGGCCACUGCUACUACCUGGAACGUACCAAGAAGAUGUGGAAGGAUGCCUUGUCCGCCUGUCACAAAUAUGGAGGGGACCUGGCCAGCAUCCACAACAUAGAAGAACAGAGCUUCAUCAUCUCUCAGUCAGGAUACAGUGAGUACACAAUCCAUCCCAAAUGGCACCCCAUUCCCUAGGGACCCUGGUCAAAAGUAAUGCACUAAAUAGGGAAAAGGUUGCCAUUUGGGACGCAACCCGUGUUGUACAAUGUUGUAACUCAGAAAAGUGUCUGGUAUAUUUGUUAGACACAAGGUUUCAUAUGGGUAGUCCUUUCUAUUGGCUUUGAAAACGACUCUGAAUCUCUGUGUGUGGGAUCUUUCUGUGAAUGAGCCAGCUUAGUUCAUUUGAGGUAACGAUAAGUAUAUCACGUGUUUUCAGCUAUGUCUACCUGCCUCUGAAUGUCUCUCUGCUUGACUCUAGCGGCCACAGAUGAGCUGUGGAUUGGCCUGAACGACCAGUGGAAAGCACUGCUGUUUGAGUGGACCGACCGAUCCCAUGUGACAUUCAGCCAGUGGCAGGCAGGGGAGCCAUCCCAUGGUGCCAACCUCCAGGAGGACUGUGUACUGAUCAGAGGAAAGGUAACAUCCACACUGGUCCCUCAAUGGACAGACUGGGUUAAUGCUAACGCUAAUUAAAUGCUAACGCUAAUGCUAACACCAAUGCUAAAUGAUAGGGCUAACAGUAGCACUGAUGAUGAAGUUUAACAGAGGUGUCAACACAGUAAUAAAUGUGGAAUAGCGACCAUGUGGACUCUCCAUAUUCUCCCACAGGAUGGGAGGUGGGCUGAUAAUUUGUGUGAGAAGACCUAUGGGUACAUCUGUAAGAAAAAGGCCUCCACCAAACCGGUGUCAGAUACCCCAGAGGAAGUCAGUCCAGGAUGUAAACUGGUGAGUGGUAAUUUCCUGGUUGUCGAGAAAGAGAGUAUUGUACACACUGAAUACAGAAAGAUAUCACAUGAAGUAGAAACUUGAAAAUAAUUAUAGAUAAGGAGGACUAUCUAGAAUGGGGUCAUCUUGAUGGACAAAGAUUUAACCGUUUGAAGAUAAUUGUUUCUGUAUUUUCGUUCUAGGGUUGGAUACGGUAUGGUUCCUAUUGCUACAACAUUGGAUUAGAAACCAAAACAUUUGAUGAAGCCAAGCAGACAUGCCAGCAGAGUGAUUCGAACCUGGUAUAUGUGGCUGACAGGUAGAGUAUCACAUCAUGACUUUUCAUCAUAAGAGAAGAUAAAUAUAUUUGACUCAUUUAUUUGAGUGAAAUAAGAGGAUUAUAUUGGCCAAAUCCUGGACAAGACAUAACAAUAUGUUUUCAGAUAACAGAUCAAAUGUUUAUGUGUGUGUGUGUGUUGUAGGUAUGAGAAUGCCUUCCUGGUCAGUUUGGUGGGUCUGAGGCCAGAGAAGUACUUCUGGACUGGACUCUCCAACAUGGCGGAUGUAGACACGUUCAAGUGGACUACCCGUACGGAGGUCAAGUUCACCCACUUCAACAUUGGCAUGCCAGGUACAGUGUCCUUCUCGCACGAUGGUUAUAUAGGCAGCUGCUCCAAACCACUACUGUGCAUCAACUGAUGAUCGAUUGUAGCAUGAACUGCCAUUGGUAUUAGUCGACUGCAGUAUUAAGAGGUGUACUUUCUCCCACACCUUAACCACCUUGCAAAUGUCAGAACUAAAUUAAACAACUAAAUUUUCUCUCAUCUCUUUGUGUGUUUGAAAAAAGACAGAAAACAAGGCUGUGUGGCUAUGACAACUGGAAUGUUUGCGGGACUGUGGGAUGUGGUCAGCUGCAGCAACAAGGAAAAAUACAUCUGUAAGAAAAUGGCGGAGGGUGUGACAUCAUCAAUGGCCCCUCCCACCACCCCGGCACUGAGCUGUCCUUCUGGGUGGUCACCUGCUGCUGAAAGGAAUGUCUGUUAUAAGGUACGGUAGGGGAACAUAUUGUACAUGUUCUGUAUAUGACACAAACACCUUGUUGAUCAGUGAAUUUAAAUGAAUAAAUUUGAAGUGAAUUGAUUCAUUGAAGUGAAUUAAUGAAUUUUCUUUCCCUUCAAUAAGCUUUACAAAAAAGUGAAAGAGAACAAGAAGACAUGGUCAGAGGCACAGGACUUCUGCAAGGCCAUUGGUGGUAAUCUGAUGAGUAUUCACAGUUCCCAAGACCUGAACAGCUCUCCGUAAGUCAUCUUCAAAGCUGUCUCUAUUGCCAUGAGUAUCAGUGAAAACCAGUGUGGUCCUAUUAAGCACUAUCUGUGGUUAAAAUCAAAAUCAGCACGGUCGUAAUAACCACUGUCUGUGGUUUCCAUUUUCUCUGUUUGUUCAGGCAACAUGCCGUUGAUGCAGCCUGGAUUGGCCUCAGCUCUCUGGAUCCCAAUGCAGGUUACGUCUGGGAUGACGGAUCAGCAGUGAGUAGCUACCAUCUCAUCUUUACUGUGAUAACCCUUCUCCUUAGCAGUAGUUUAUUACACUCUACUCUUGCUUCAAUCAUUGAUUUGUCAUCAUUGUCAUUAAUGGUAUUGACAGUAAAUACAGUAUUAUGGUGUCCAUAUAAAGACAGCCUCAUACUGAGACUGAGGCUAAUAUGGACGCCGUACAGUGCUGCUGUGUAAUAUUAUUCCAAUGUUGUUCUCCAGUUCAGCUAUGAGAAUUGGGGAUUUGGAGAACCAAACAACUACAAUAAUGAUGAACACUGUGUAGAGGUCCAUUUUUACUUCGGACGCCAGUGGAACGAUCGACACUGUGAUGGCUACAAUGACUGGAUCUGCGAGAUCCGCAAAGGUACAGUAGACUCUAUCUGCUGACACUGACUUCACCAUGCAGUCCAUGUAAGUCAUUAAACUAUUAAUGCACAUUGAAUUUGAUGCGUUUUUAGAUUUUUCAGAGACCCUCAACCUUGCAUCUGUGCUCACCCAAACUUUUUUUUUAUCCACAGGGGUGACACCAAAGCCCCCUCCCACUCAAGUUGUGCCAGGUAAUGCACAGAAAAUAUGUCCAGUUUCAUGUUUCUCUUUCCUCCACUUCCUGUCUCCACUUCCUCCUCAUUCCUUAUCAUUAUCCCUGCUCUUUUUCAAACUCUUGGCCUUUUCUUUUAAGGAAAAUGUAUCACUGCACAUACUCUCUAGCAUACCAUCAUCAAUUAUUUGGUUCAUGAACACAAACACUCACACCUAAGAGAAAAAUGUACUCCUAAUCAGGGUUGGGGAGUAACGGAUUACAUGUAUUACAUGUAAUCUGUUACAUGUGAGGGAUUACAAAAAACGGUAACUGUAAUCCGUUACGUUACCAGCAAAAAUAUUGUAAUCGGAUUACAGAUACUUUUGAAAAACUAGAUGAUUACUUUGAGGAUUACUUUUACAUUCAGAAAGGAUGUUUGCGAAAAUACAUCUUUGACACUUCUCUGUUUUCUCAAUGACAUUCAAAUCAGCAUUGAAAAAGGAACAAGUUUAAUUUUGUUGCACCUGUGCGAGUCUGACCACAAGUCAGAGACCACUAUGAUGACACACCAAAUGUGUUUGAUGGAUCGCGGGAAAAGAGCAGGAAUAGGCUUUUGUAGGCUACAGUCCAAGAUAUGUCUUCCAAUGGUGCGACUGCUGUCGGCACCCAAAGAUUAUUCAGCUUGAAUAAACGCUUGGAGGUGAGGAUGACAGCAGUGGUGUAGUCUACGGCGAUACGGAUAUCACUUAUUAUUGAUAUCUACACAGCACAAUGAUGUGAAUCACACUGCUGCUCUCUCGUUUAGCUAUUACGGAUUGUGGUUGUUGUGGAUGGCUGUUCACAAAUCUAAAUGUGUAUUUUAACCCAACAAUGGUUGAAUUCAAGAAGUUUAAGGUGCCUUUCAAUCUUUGUUUUUGAAACCAGUGGACAGCCAGUGAAAUAUGCGCUCUUGCAACAGUUGCAUAGUGCGGAUCCCAGCCUAUGGAAUGAAAGUAAAACUUUUAUUGCGCAAUCAAAUCAAAUCAAAUCAAAUUGUAUUUGUCACAUGCGCCGAAUACAACAGGUGUAGACCUUACAGUGAAAUGCUUAUUUACAAGCCCUUAACCAACAAUUACGUUUUAAGAAAGAAUACCAAAACAAAUCACCAAAAAAUUGAAUAUAAAAUAAUACGAAAUAAAAGUAACAAAUAAUUUAAGAGCAGCAGUAAAAAUAACAAUAGCGAGGCUAUAUACAGGGGGUACCGGUACCGAGUUAAUGUGCGGGGGCACCAGUUAGUCGAGGUAAUUGAGAGGGGGGGCGCAAUGCAAAUAGUCUGGGUAGCCAUUUGAUUAGAUGUUCAAGAGUCUUAUGGCUUGGGGGUAGAAGCUGUUUAGAAGCCUCUUGGACCUAGACUUGGCGAUCCGGUACCGCUUGCCGUGCGGUAGCAGAGAGAACAGUCUAUGACUAGGGUGGCUGGAGUCUUUGACAAUUUUGAGGGCCUUCCUCUGACACCGCCUGGUAUAGAGGUCCUGGAUGGCAGGAAGCUUGGCCCCAGUGAUGUACUGGGCCGUACGCACUACCUCUGUAGUGCCUUGCGGUCGGAGGCCAAGCAGUUGCCAUACCAGGCAGUGAUGUAACCAGUCAGGAUGCUCUUGAUGGCGCAGCUGUAGAACCUUUUGAGGAUCUGAGGACCCAUGCCAAAUAUUUUCAGUCUCCUAGGUUUUGUCGUGCCCUCUUCACGACUGUCUUUAUGUGCUUGGACCUUGUUAGUUUAUUGGUGAUGUGGACACCAAGGAACUUGAAGCUCUCAACCUGCUCCACUACAGCCCCGUCGAUGAGAAUGGGGGCGUGCUCGGUCCUCUUCUUUUUCCUGUAGUCCACAAUCAUCUCCUUUGUAUUGAUCACGUUGAGGGAGAGGUUGUUAUCCUGGCAUCACCCGGCCAGGUCUCUGACCUCCUCCCUAUAGGCUGUCUCGUCGUUGUCUGUGAUCAGGCCUACCACUGUUGUGUCAUCGGCAAACUUAAUGAUGGUGUUGGAGUCGUGCCUGGCCAUGCAGUCAUGAGUGAACAGGGAGUACAGGAGGGGACUGAGCACGCACCCCUGAGGGGCCCCCGUGUUGAGGAUCAGCGUGGCGAAUGUGCUGUUACCUACCCUUACCAGCUGGGGGCGGCUCGUCAGGAAGUCCAGGAUCCAGUUGCAGAGGGAGGUGUUUAGUCCCAGGGUCCUUAGCUUAGUGAUGAGCUUUGAGGGCACUAUGGUGUUGAACGCUGAGCUGUAGUCAAUGAAUAGCAUUCUCACAUAGGUGUUCCUUUUGUCCAGGUGUGAAAGGGCAGUGUGGAGUGCAAUAGAGAUUGCAUCAACCGUGGAUCUGUUGGGGCGGUAUGCAAAUUGGAGUGGGUCUAGGGUUUCUGGGAUAAUGGUGUUGAUGUGAGCCAUGACCAGCCUUCUAAAGCACUUCAAGGCUACAGACGUGAGUGCUACGGGUCGGUAGUCAUUUAGGCAGGUUACCUUAGUGUUCUUGGGCACAGGGACUAUUGUGGUCUGCUUCAAACAUGUUGUUAUUACAGACUCAGACAGGGAGAGGUUGAAAAUGUCAGUGAAGACACGUGCCAGUUGGUUCAGCGCAUGCUCAGAGUACAUGUCCUGGUAAUCUGGCCUUGUGAAUGUUGAUCUGUUUAAAGGUCUUACUCACAUCGGCUACGGAGAGCGUGAUCACACAGUCGUCCGGAACAGCUGAUGCUCUCAUGGAUGUGUCAGUGUUACUUGCCUCGAAGCAAGCAAUCUAAUUCAUGAUCAUAAAAAAUGAAUCCACAGGCCUAAUGUCCAUUGCUCGUGUUUCUUGGCCCAAGCAAGUCUCUUCUUCUUAUUGGUGUCCUUUAGUGGUGGUUUCUGGUAAUGAUGGACUGUCGUUUCUCUUUGCUUAUUUGAGCUGUUCUUGCCAUAAUAUGGACUUGGUCUUUUACCAAAUAGGGCUAUCUUCUGUAUACCACCCCUACCUUGUCACAACACAACUGUUUGGCUCAAACGUAUUUAGAUGGAAAGAAAUUCCACAAAUUAACUUUUAAGAAGGCACACCUGUUAAUUGAAAUGCAUUCCAGGUGACUACCUCAUGAAGCUGGUUGAGAGAAUGCCAAGAGUGUGGAAAGCUGUCAUCAAGGCAAAGGGUGGCUAUUUGAAGAAUCUCAAAUAUAAAAUAUAUAAUGAUUUGUUUAAAACUUUUUUGGUUACUACAUGAUUCCAUAUGUGUUAUUUCAUAGUUUUGAUGUCGUCACAAUUAUUCUACAAUGUAGAACAUAGUAAAAAUAAAGAAAAACCCUGGAAUGAUUAGGUGUGUCCAAACUUUUGACUGGUACCAUUGAUUCUUGAAGAAUAUAACUUAUAAAUGCCUCAUGAGCUUAGUUCCACUCCAUGAGAACCCAACAUAUAAGCUUGUUUAUUUCUCCCAUGUUUGUAAACAUUGUAAAUGUAAACAAACACUGUAUAGCCUGAUAACAUUGUUAAAACUAUCAUUUUGAUAUCAUGGAUGGUCAGUCCUUGCAUCCAUAGCUCUGACUAUUAAUCUGUGAGUGGUUACAUUUCUCCAGGCCCAUCCCUCAGCUUCUUACCAAAACUGAGGCGGGGCGGCCGUUUUGUUACUGUUUCAUCUGUGGAUUUGCCCUUUAAACAGCUGCAUAUUUUCACGAUAUCAAAGUGUCACCAACAAAAAGGUAAACAAUAGGCCUAUAGUAAAUGCAGCAUAUUGCAUACAUUUUUCACAUGUAAAUAGCACUUUUCAGUAGUGCUCAAAGCAUGCCAUUUCAUGAGUGCAGCAUUUAUUUUUCAACUCGAAUCAAUGAGCCUAAUCAGUCCUCCAUGACAACAAAAGUAGGGCUGGCUGAUAAGUCCUUAGUUUUUGGGUUAUGCUCAGGUAAAACUAUUUGACUAAUCUAUAUUUCCAUAUUUCCAAGUCCUAUUCUUGAAGAUCAAGGGGUAUGAAAUGUAUUGGAAUGACUGGAAUUCUGAUAGACUUUGGUUUUUAAUGUAAAGAUAUAAUUUAAUCGUAUAUAUGUAGUAGAAUGCGAUGGGUUAGAAGAAGCCUACAUAACCAACCCAUAAAGUAACAUUUAACAUCCAUAUAUGGCCAGCUAUGUAAACUUUAACAAUGAUUUAUCCUGCAAUAGAUGUCAUUCAAUUGAUAACGUACAUUUUUGUCUUCUUCUAAUGCCUUUUAAGGGUAAAGUAAUCUAAAAGUAACUGAAUGUAAUCAGAUUACGUUAUAGAGUUUGGGUAAUCCAAAAGUUGCGUUACUGAUUACAAUUUUGGACAGGUAACUAGUAACUGUAAUGGAUUACAUUUCAUAGAAUACACCAUAGAACAAAAACAUAGAACUUACACACCCUGGCUCAACAUACAAGUGUCCCCAGAGCCAGGGCGUGACAGUACCCCCCCCUAAAGGCGCGGACUCCGACCGCGUCAACUAAAUACCACAGGGGAGGGACCGGGUGGGCACUCCGCCUUGGCGGCGGAUCCGGCUCCGGGCCUGAUCCCCACUCCCUCUCCAACCCCCCAAAGUACCCCUGGUCCGGUCUGGCCCCGCUGACCGGAGCUGGACUGCACACUGGUGGAGCGGAUUGCUCUAGCUCCGGCGUGAAGUAGCUGACAGGCACGGGCCGUGCCGGACUGACGACGCGUACCAUAGGCUUGGUGUGGGGAGCAGGAGCGGACCGGACCGGGCUGGCGAAGCACACCACUGGCUUGGUGUGGGGAACAGGCACGGGCCGUGCCGGACUGACGACGCGUACCAUAGGCUUGGUGCGGGGAGCAGGAGCGGGCCGAACCGGACUGGCGACGCACACCACUGGCUUGGUGUGGGGAACAGGCACGGGCCGUGCCGGACUGACGACGCACACCACUGGCUUGGUGUGGGGAGCAGGAGCGGACCGGGCUGGCGACGCGCACCAUAGGCUCGGUGCGGGAAGCAGGAACAGGCCGGGCCGGGCUGGCGACGCGCACCAUAGGCUCGGUGCGGGGAGCAGGUACAGGCCGGGCCGGACUGGCGACGCGCAUCAUAGGCUCGGUGCGGGGAGCAGGAACAGGCCGGGCCGGGCUGGCGACGCGCACCACAGGCUCGAUGCGAGGAACAGGAACAGGCCGGACCGUACUGGGGACACACACCACUGGCCCUAUGCAGGGAUCAGGAACGGGCCGGACCGGACUGGUAACACACCCCAGUACCUCUCGCCGUGCCUCCACACUUUCCCUCUCCUCUGUGACCAGUGGCCCCCUUAACCUGGCGGCCUCCUCUGCACACCCGCUGGACCGCUCCAUCGCGGCCUCCUGCUGCCCCGUCGUCCCAGCGUGAGCCCCCCCCUAAAAAUGUUAUGGGCUUCACUCCUACCCGUGGACCAGGUCUCCAUACUUUUUGCCAGCCUUUCGCCCUUCUGCUUCCACGUCAAGCCCCUCUCUUCCUCACAUGGCUUGACCCAGUCGAAGAGGCGAAGGAGAUCCGCUAGAGAUCUCUCAGGCGAUGGCUCCUGGACUUGCUGCUUGGUCCAGUCUUGGUGGGAUCUUCUGUCACGAUCGUCGGUAAGAGAUGAGGACCAAGGCGCAGCGUUGCAGACGAACAUACUCUUUAUUUAGUGAUUACACGAUCCAAAACAACAAAACGAUAACGUGACAGUCAACGGUCUAACACAAACCAACUAGAACAAGAUCCCACAAAACCAACGGGAAAACAGACAGUUUAAAUAUGGCUCCCAAUCAGAGACAACCAGCAACAGCUGACACUCGUUGCCUCUGAUUGGGAGCCACUCUGGCCAACAUAGAAAUAGCACCCAUAGAAUACACCAUAGAACAAAUAAAGUAACCUACCUAAUUUACUUGCCUUUGCAGUGUACAACACCACAAAGGACGGCUGGAUUGAGUACAACGACACUCAGUAUUUCUUCAACACUGAGUACCUCCCCAUGGAAGAGGCGAGAGCGUUCUGUAAAAAUAACUUUGGUGACCUGGUGGUCAUCACUGCGGAGAGCGAAAGGACGUUUCUAUGGAAACAGGUAGAGACUUCCAGUUGCAGCCCAGUAAUGUCUGAAGAGCUUCGGUUCCAGGAAUCUGAUAAAGAGAUGGUUUAAGAACAGGAUGACAAAAAGUGUCACUGAAAUGUUCAAUCAAGAUAUGUUUGUUUCCUCAAAAAUAUGUAACUUUUUUCCAGAUAGCGAGAGCUUCCGAGGGACAAUACUACAUUGGAAUGACCGUUGGUUUGGAUAAGUCUUUUAGGUAUGUAAAACGAAUGUUGACUGUUCCCUGGACAUUCAAAACAACCUGUAGUCCUACCACCUCUUUUCAGAGAUAUUCAUGCAGGAGCAUGUUUUGUUUGUCACACUCCAUUUUCCAUUUUGGUGGUAAAUACCUGAGAUCUGGAGAAACAUGUGUGCCUUCCAGGUGUGUAGUUGAUUGAAUGGAUGCUCACAGUUCAGAUUGGGUUUGUCUACUGUAUGUUUCAGCUGGUUGGAUGGGUCUCCUGUCGUGUACACCGCGUGGGAUCAAAACGAACCCAACUUCGCUAACAACGAUGAGAACUGUGUGACGAUAUACAAGAGUAUGGGUACGUCUGAUUGCAGAGGGAUCUGGGGAUGCAGUGGGGAUCAGCCUCCAAAGAGAAGGGAUUUAUCAGUCAUGAUCUCGUUACAGUGACGUUACACUGCGACGUCCCCAGGACUUUCGCUAACAUUCAGGGGACGUUCCCAGGAUGUCAUUUUGUAAGCUGGGUCUAUAUCAAUGACGUAUAUCAACCCUGGAUUGCUGACGCUAUGUAUUGGCCAUUGAGAGGCUUUGAAACCACCGGUCGGCCAUAUUUGCACUCCGUAGUUGGAGAAUGACUGGAAUUCUACAGUAUUUAAAUGUUUCAAGGACAAAAUUACAUGUAUUUAAGUAUAUUUUUGUUGUAGUGGCGACAGUAACAUAAGUACUCUAAAAAAUAUACUUGAAGGAAAAUGUUUUUAUAUACUUUUUCAUUUAAAAAAAAGUCAUCCAGGGUUUAUACAUAUAAUUGAUCUAUAUUGGGUUGUGUCUCUCUGUUUCUAUGCAUUUAUAGGGUACUGGAAUGAUAUCAAUUGUGGCAUAGAGUUGGCCUCCAUUUGUAAAAGAACAGCCAGUUUCACGAACACAACAAUGGCCCCCACCACUGUACCCAAGGGAGGUUGUGCCCCGGAAUGGAUUGCUUUCCAGGGCAAGGUAACUACUACACUUCCACAGUACAACCACCACGUCUAUAAAAUCAUACAUACACCUGUAUGGUACACCAGCAUAGGAAACCUCACACAAACUGCAUCAACAGCUGAUUCCUGACUGGCGUUUUUCCUGAUCAUGUGCUAAGGAAAAACUCAGGCCCUAAUGAUGAUCCAAUGUGAUCCUGACCUGGGUGUGGAGAGUAGUCAUUGUCUGUGUCCCAAGUGACACCCUAUUCCCUUUAUAGUGCACUACUUUUGACCAGAGCCCAUGCACUAUACUGUAUCGGGAAUAAGGUGCCAUCUGGGCGCAUCCAUUUUGUCAGCUGUAGUAGCAUGUGCUGUUCUAACACAGUGCCGACGCAUCAUGUUUCCACAGUGCUACAAAUUCAUGGGAGACAAUGAUAAGAAGCCGUGGCAGGAGGCCAGGACCUACUGCAUCAACCAGGGAGGGAACCUGGCAUCUGUCCUCAGCGACAAAGAGCAAGGUGGGUGAGAAAGCCAUACCUUUAGACCAAAGCUACCAUUGCCCAAAGUAUUACCAUUGCCCAAAAAUUACAGUGCUGUAGAGAAUGUUAGCUAAUAUUGGGUCUUAUACAUCUGUGAAAUUUGGCCCAUAAGAUAAAAUGAAUUUGAACACAAUCCAGAAGCAUGCAUCAAUAAAUGUUAUAGACAAAAGGGCAACACUUUAUUUGGAUAGUCCCACAUAGAUUAUUUAUAGAUGUUUAACUAACUGUCAACAAUAGUUGAAAUUUAAAUGCUAGCCAAUACAAAAGAGGUUGAUACGUCUUUCAAGAAUCACCUGAUUGGACAGUGGUAUUACCUUUUCCUUGUUCUUACUUGUCCUUUCCAGCAUUCCUUACCACACAAAUGCUUGGGAAUCAGCAGGACCUCUGGAUAGGUCUGAACGAUAUUAACUGGGAGAUGCGCUUCGUAUGGACCGAGGGCAGAGGGGUUUCCUAUACCAACUGGGCCAAAGGGCAUCCGACGUCAAUGCCUGACGGACGCUAUUCAUUUAUGGACGAGGUACAAGGCUUACAAUAAAUAUAACUGCUUAAGGGAUUUCUGGACACAGGUUAAAAAUCAUUAAAAAUAUAUAUUUGAAAGUAGGUAGACGAAAAUCUACUUUCAAAGGAGAGUCUCUAAUGAAAAUAAUUUUUUUACCUAAAAUCUGGGUCCGGGAAAUCAGCAAUUUAGAUGUUUGCUUUGACAUGUUGAUUGACCUGUUGUCAAUAAGUGUAAAUUCAAGACAACCUUAACCAGUCAAAUGUGAAUUCCAAAGAGGAAUCUAACCUUUCUCUAUCCUUCCCAACCUCACUCCCAGGUGUUUGACUGUGUGGUUCUGGUGGGCAGCUCUCCAAAACAGACAGGAAUGUGGAUGGUCAAUGACUGCUUAGUGUCCCGUGGUUUCAUCUGCAAAAGGAAUAUUGGUGAGAAGACGCAAUAGUUCAGUGAGGCUGCUAAAGGGAUGCAAAAUUCAAGUAACUUUUCAAAAAAUUCCCAGGUUUUCCAGGAAUCUGUGAAUCCUCCGAAAGGAUAUCUGGAGAACCUGGAUAUUUUGGGAAAGUUACCGGCAACCGGAGUGACGCUGAUCACGUCCAAUUAUUGGGUAUGUGGUCCAAUAGAGUACUUCUAUGUAGGUUCUCCAAUAUCAAGUCUGCUUUGGUUUCAGAUUCUCAGAUUGUGGUACCUGCCACCACGGUGUCAACAAAUACUUUUUACAAGCUGGGCGAUGACUCCUUCAAAUUGGUGGCCCAGAAGAUGAAAUGGGAAGAGGCCAGGAGGCAAUGUAAAGCAGACGAUGCAGAGAUGGCUAGCAUCCUGAACCCCAUCACCCAGGCAUUCAUCUCACUGCAGAUCCACAAAUACAAUGAGCCUGUGUGGAUCGGCCUCAACAACAAUCUGGUAAAAGGCUGUAGUGUUGACAUCGAUCUCUGUAAAUCAUUUGGGUUACAGAGAUUCUAAAUAAAUUAUGUUGAUCACACUAACUCUAAAUAUGGAGCUUUGUGAGCUUCAAUUUCCUCAUUACAAGGCCCAGCAGGUCAAAGAUAACCUAAUGUGUAUAGGGAAGUAGGGGUGCUGGAGGUGCUGCAGCACCUCCUUAUGCUGAAAUAAUUUGGCUUCCUGACAUGAAUGGGAAAUGCCAUCUAUGGAUUAUAUUUCUAUGGUUGGAUGCGGUUGUCAGUUUGACUUUCACAAAUUUCAAAGUACAAUCAUGAGAAAAUGUAGAGUUAGGAAAGCAAAUGCCUACUGCUGAAAAGAGAAUACUAAUCUGUCUGUAGAAGCUAAUAAUAGUUUUCUCAACUUUUGAGCAAUUCUGAGCGAACUGCACUGUUUUUCAAAGUAGCUUAUCUUGAGAUAGGUUAUUGGCAGGAGUGCAUCAGCCAUCACCAGUGAGUAGCCUUCAUCUUCAUCUUCAUCAUCAUUAUCUGUACCAAGACUGUGCAAAGCUGUCAUCAGGGCAAAGUGUGGCUACUUUGAAGAAUCUAAAAUAUAAAAUACAUUUUUAUUUGUUUAACACUUUUUUGGUUACUAAAUGAUUCCAUAUGUGUUAUUUCAUAGUUUUGAUGUCUUUACUAUUAUUCUGUCACGAUCGUCAUAUGGAACAGACCAAGGCGCAGCGUGAUGAACAAACAUACUUUAAUUAGUUAAAGUUUAAACACAAUACAAAACAAGAAACGACUCGUGACGUCCAACGGUAUCAAUGACCGAACACGGAACAAAAACCCACAAACACAAAGGGAAAACAGACAGUUUAAAUAUGGCUCCCAAUCAGAGACAACCAGCCAACAGCUGACACUCGUUGCCUCUGAUUGGGAGUCACUCAGGCAAACAUAGAAAUCAACAAACUAGAACCCCCAACAUAGAAAUAAACACAUAGAAUAAACACACCCUGGCUCAACAAAUAGAGUCCCAGAGCCUGUGACAGACGCCUCAACUAAACAAAACAGGGGAGGGCUGGGCGGGCAUACCUCCUCGGCGGCGGUUCUGGCUCCGGCCUUGACCACCACCCUCCAAUACACCCCCCAUAGCGCCCCUGGUCCAGUCUGGCCCCGCCGGCCGGAGCCGAACUGGACUUAGCAGGAGCGGUUAGCUUCAGCUCCAUAGUGGAGCUGUUGGCCGGUACCUUACCAGGCACCGGUGACCCAGGCACGGGUUGUGCUGGACUGACGACGCGCAACCCUGGCUUGGUGCGUGGAGAAGGAACGGGCCUUACCAGGCUGACGACGCGCACCCCUGGCUUGGUGCGUGGAGGAGGGAUGGGCCUUACCAGGCUGACGACUCGCACCCCUGGCUUGGUGCGAGUGGCAGGAACAGGCCAGGCCGGGCUGGCGACGCACACCGUAGACUUGGUGCGAGUGGCAGGAACAGGCCGGGCCGGGCUGGCGACGCGCACCGUAUACUUGGUGCGAGUGGCAGGAACAGGCCGGGCCGGGCUGGCGACGCGCACCGUAUACUUGGUGCGAGUGGCAGGAACAGGCCGGGCCGGGCUGGCGACGCGCACCGUAGACUUGGUGCGAGUGGCAGGAACAGGCCGGGCCGGGCUGGCGACGCGCACCGUAUACUUGGUGCGAGUGGCAGGAACAAGCUGGGCCGGGCUGGCGACGCGCACCGUAGACUUGGUGCGAGUGGCAGGAACAGGCCGGGCCGGGCUGGCGACGCGCACCGUAUACUUGGUGCGAGUGGCAGGAACAAGCCGGGCCGGGCUGGCGACGCACACCGUAGGCUUGGUGCGUGGAGCAGGGACAGGCCGGACUGGGCUGGCGACGCACACCGUAGGCUUGGUGCGUGGAGCAGGGACAGGCCGGACCGGGCUGGCGACGCACACCGUAGGCUUGGUGCGUGGAGCAGGGACAGGCCGGGCUGGGCUGUCGACGCACACCGUAGGCUUGGUGCGUGGAGCAGGGACUGGCCGGACUGGGCUGGCGACGCACACCGUAGGCUUGGUGCGUGGAGCAGGGACAGGCCGAACCGGGCUGUGGAGACGGAUAGGAGCCCUGGAGUGAAGAGCGGCCACAACCCGUCCUGGCUGAAUGCCUACCCUCACACACUCUGUGUGAGGCAUCCGCACAGGACGUACAGGGCGGUGUAUCCGUAACCUGGUGGCCUCCAGAAUCCGCCCCUCUUUUGCCUCCGUCAGCCCCGUCGUCCAUGCCGUGUGCCCCCCCCCCUAAAAAUGUUCUGGGGUUGCCUCUCGACCGCCCGACGAAGACCCUGAUCACGCCGUUGCUCCUCUCUACGGCGCGCCUCCACCGUCUCUUCUCCCUGGCGCUUCCUCCCAUGUCCAGCCCAAGAGCUGCCCCUGGACACGCUGCUUGGUCGUUGCAUGGUGGGUUUUUCUGUCACGAUCGUCAUAUGGAACAGACCAAGGCGCAGCGUGAUGAACAAACAUACUUUAAUUAGUUAAAGUUUAAACAUGAAUACAAAACAAGAAACGACUCGUGACGUCCACGGUAUCAAUGACCAAACACGGAACAAAAACCCACAAACACAAAGGGAAAACAUACAGUUUAAAUAUGGUCUCCCAAUCAGAGACAACCAGCCAACAGCUGACACUCGUUGCCUCUGAUUGGGAGUCACUCAGGCAAAACCUAGAAAUCAACAAACUAGAAUUACCAACAUAGAAAUACACACAUAGAAUGAACACACCCUGGCUCAACAUAAUGAGUCCCAGAGCCAGGGUGUGACAUAUUCUACAAUGUGUCCAAACUUUUGACUGGUACUGUAUACAUACAGUUAAAGUCGGAAGUUUACAUACACUUAGGAUGGAGUCAUUAAAACGUGUUUUUCAACCACUCCACAAAUUUCUUGUUAACAAACAAUAGUUUUGGCAAGUCGGUUAGGACAUCUACUUUGUGCAUGACACAAGUCAUUUUUCCAACAAUUGUUUACAGACAGAUUAUUUCACUUAUAAUUCACUGUAUCACAAUUCUAGUGGGUCAGAAGUUGACAUACACUAAGUUGACUGUGCCUUUAAACAGCUUGGAAAAUUCCAGGAAAUUAUGUCAUGGCUUUAGAAGCUUCUGAUAGGCUACUUGACAUCAUUUGAGUCAAUUGGAGGUGUACCUGUGGAUGUAUUUCAAGGCUUACCUUCAAACUCAGUGUCUCUGAUAUCAUGGGAAAAUCAAAAGAAAUCAGCCAAGACCUCAGAAAAAAAUUGUAGACCUCCACAAGUCUGGUUCAUCCUUGGGAGCAAUUUCCAAAUGCCUGAAGGUACCACGUUAACCUGUACAAACAAUAGUACGCAAGUAUAAACACCAUGGGACCACGCAGCUGUCAUAACGCUCAGGAAGGAGACGUGUUCUGUCACCUAGAGAUUAAUGUACUUUGGUGCGAAGAGUGCAAAUCAAUCCCACAACAACAGCAAAGGACCUUGUGAAGAUGCUGGAGGAAACAGGUACAAAAGUAUCUAUAGUCACAGUUAAACGAGUCCUAUAUCAACAUAACCUGAAAGGCCACUCAGCAAGGAAGAAGCCACUGCUCCAAAACCACCAAAAAAAGCCAGACUACAGUUUUCAACUGCACAUGGGGACAAAGAUCAUACUUUUUGGAGAAAUGUCCUCUAGACAUAGAACUGUUUGGCCAUAAUGACCAUCGUUAUGUUUGGAGGAAAAAGGGGGUGCUGGCAAGCCGAAGAACCCCAUCCCAACCAUGAAGCACGGGGAUGGCAGGAGGGACUGGUGCACUUCACAAAAUAGAUGGCAUCAUGAGGAAGGAAGAUUAUGUGGAUAUAUUGAAGUAACAUCUCAAGACAUCAGUCAGGAAGUUAAAGCUUGGUCGCAAAUGGGUCUUCCAAGUGGACAAUGACCCCAAGCAUACUUCCAAAGUUGUGGCAAAAUGGCUUAAGGACAACAAAGUCAAGGUAUUGGAGUGGCCAUCACAAAGCCCUGACCUCAAUCCUAUAGAACAUUUGUGGGCAGAUCUGAAAAAGCGUGUGCGAGCAAGGAGGCCUACAAACCUGACUCAGUUACAUUAGCUCUGUCAGGAGGAAUGGGCCAAAAUUCACCCAACUUAUUGUGGGAAGCUUGUGGAAGGCUACAUGACACGUUUGACCCAAGUUAAACAAGUUAAAGGCAAUGCUACCAAAUACUAAUUGAGUGUAUGUAAACUUCUGACCCACUGGGAAUAUGAUGCAAUAAAUAAAAGCUGAAAUGAAUCAUUAUCUCUACUAUUAUUCUGACAUUUCACAUUCUUAAAAUGAAGUGGUGAUCCUAACUGACCUAAGACAGGGAUUUUUUACUAGGAUUAAAUGUCAGGAAUUGUGAAAAACUGAGUUUAAAUGUAUUUGGCUAAGGUGUAUGUAAACUUCCGACUUCAACUGUAUGUAUUCUUCCUAAUAUUGUACAAUUUGUGUUUAUUCAAUGGCCUGGGCUAUUGUUUGCAUUCAAGACCAAGACGUUUUAUUGCUCUCAGUUUGUCACUGUCAGAGUAGCCACUCAUUUCGGUCAUUUGUGUAGUAUUAAAAAAUAUUUUUCCCAAUAUUACAUCUGCUGAUGUAGAAAGGGAUUUAUAAAUACAUUUGAUUUUGAUUUAAUUCUGCUAAUGUUGUCUAUUAUGUAAAUUCCGUAGAAUUGCAUUAAAUGCGUUUAUAAAAGGAAGAACAUUCCCAGACCCUGCUAAAAAAGAAUCCCUAUGUUUGGAAAUCAUAAAUACGUGUCUGCUCAACUGCAUGCCACUAUGCAAAUGUGAUUAUACUAUAAUAUUAGAAGCAUGCAAUGCUUUAUUAUAAAAGGGAUUUUUUAUUCUCCCCCCCCCCAGCACCCCCAAACAUCCUCAAAACAACAGUGUAGGACUCUGGCUUUGGUUUAAGAGCUAGUGUAGCUCCAAAGUGUUCAUUUAAGAUACCAAAGAGGUUUUGUGUUUGUAAACCUAUAAGCUUUCGGCUGGACCUUGCCGUCAUUGUGUGUUUUCGUCAUUGUCCUUUUCUCUGUCUCUCAGACUGAAGGGCUUUUUAGGUGGGUGGAUAAAUGGCCUCUGUUUUACACCAAAUGGGGGGAAGACGAGCCUAAGAACAACAUGGCCUGUGUUUACAUGGACACAGACGCCAAGUGGAAGACAGGCGACUGUAGUAACACCUACUACUCACUGUGCAAGAAAUCACCAGGUCAGACAAGGCCUUUACUCCAUUUUCCCACUGUCUAUGCUUAAUAGUUUAUAAAUCCCCAAAUGUGGCUAAUAAAGAUGUUGUAUGCCUUUAUGUAUCCAUUUUCCAUCCAUGAACAUUUACCAUAUACUGUAUGUCUUCUCUCAGAUCAACUUCAGUGUAUACAGUGUCCAUAUUAGGACUUCUCUGCCUUAUUUUACAGACAUAGCCCCCACUCAGCCCCCUCAGCUCCCUGGCAAGUGCCCCGAGCCCAAGAAACGCAAGACGUGGGUUCCCUUCAGGGGUUACUGCUAUGCCUUCCUCAACUCUUUGGUGGAGAACUGGGCCCACGCCACUGUGGACUGUCUCAGAAUGGGUAAACACUAAACCUCCUUCACACUAAUUGUCAUUCAGACCACACUGGUUCAGACCACACUGGUUGCGUCUCAAACGGCACCCUAUUCCCUUUAUAGUGCACUACACACAUAACAAAAUACUACAGUUUACUAUAGAAUACCACAGUACUUACUAUAGAAUUCUGUUGUAAACUGUAGUAUACUGCAGAAGACUACAUUACACACUGUUGUAUUCCUUGAGCAUGUGUAGUACUUAGUAUCAAAUUGUGUAGUAUACUGUAGAAUACUAUAGUAACUACUACAGUAUUAUCCAGAAAAAGACACUGUAGUAAAUACUACAGAAAUGUCUGUAAAAACACUACAGUUUGCAAAAACACUACCUUUCUUUUAACUAUUGUCAAGUUAUGCGUGAUUUCUGGCUGACCACAGCUCUGCCCAAACUUGAAAACGGCUUUAUCCUUGAUGAACGCAAAGGACAACUCAAAACUGUUCACUUUAUGAUUUUUUAUUGUCAUAAAGAUGGAACAGAAUAGGUUGAUAACCUUCAAAACACACAAACAAAAAACCAUGGAUUAGUUACAAAUAACUCUCAAUUCCACUUUCUCAAAAAUAAGCAUAAACUAAUGUUACUGAAUCCUCAAACCUAACCAAACAAUCAUUUCAUCAUUUAGAUUAACCUAGGAUCAUUGCAAGUUAAUAAUUAAAUAUCAAUAUCAUAAUUAAACAUUUAACAAUACACAUGAUUAUAGUAACGUUACUGUCAAGUUCUACGUUCACAUAAUGAAGUCUUCACUAUUUAAUUUAAUUAAUAAUUGUAUUGUAUGUUACAACCAAACAAAAGGGCAUAUAGAAGCAUGAAUUCAACACAUUUCAACACAUUCUGUCCUACCAGUUGCGUCUUUGGAUGAUCAGGAGCUGUGGUCAUUGGUAUCUCUUCUCAGGAAUGAGUGAGAGCCAAGUAAGCUUUUACCAAACAUUUCGAUGCCAUGCACAUGCACUGCUUAUGGGUGCGCAGGUUAAUAUGGUCCCCAGAGCACUUCCUGGUGGUUGGUUUCAACAGCUCCGGUUGUAUGGUUGCCCCCUGCAGGUUGGGAGUGCUUUGAGCACCCUGGGUGGAUUUAGGCUUGAGUGCUCGGUAUAGCUUGUAGUCAGGAAUUGACACAACACCUCCCACUUGACCUCCUGGUUCUUCAACCCAAGGAGGUCACACAGAACUGUGAUGUGUUGGAUUCAGUUACUCUAUUUUUGAUCCUGUUGCUGCUGCUCUUCAACUGGAAGCAAGACAACUAUCCGUCUGACAUCCCUGUGAAGAACUGUUGCUGGUAUCUUGAUUGAAUCUUUUUCCAUCUUUUUAGUGGGCUUCACAGUUGCGACUGGGUAGCUGGGGAAGGAUCGGAGAUAUACAUCCCUCACAAUUCCCUUCUUGUCAGUGUUAACGUCAAUAACUCUGGCAAGCCUGUACUGACCUCUCAAGGCGUUCUGGUCGGCCAGCCAGACGACAUCUCCAAUUGCCACAUUCCUGUGAGCGGUGUGCCACUUGGUCCGGACAAACAGGUUUGGUCCGGCUAACUGACUCCAUUUCCUCCAGAAUCGGUCAACUUCUGUUUGGAUGGUUCUUAAUCUCUUGUAGGAGUAACCUUCAAAGUCAAAAGUCCCUGGAUCUCCUCUGGGUCCGGUUCGUCCGAGUAGAAGUGAAUUUGGGCUAAUGUAUUCUACACAGUCCUCUCUGCUCUGAGUCCUGGCAUCAAUAGGCCGCUCAUUGGCAAGGUUGGAAGCCAUAUAAAGGAAAGUCUGAAAUUCACCCCAUGUGAGGACUCCAUUACCUCCCAGAUUGUGUAAAGCCCGCUUCACAGUUCGGACAGCGGCUUCAGCAGCUCCGUUUCUGUGAGGUGAGUCUGCUGGAUGGAUCCUCCAGCUCCAUUCUGUGCCAUGCUUGGAAACGUCGUUUUCAAGCUUCGACUUCUCCAGCCGGUCCAGAAACAUGUAGAGUUCUUUGAGGGCAGGUCUGGCUUCGACAAAGUUUUUUCCAGGAUCCGACCACAAUUUCCUUGGAUGCCCUCUCAGUGCCGUAAAUCUUUGGUAGGCUAACAGGAAGCCUUCAGCUGACUGGUCGCUGACAAGGUCUGUGUGCAUAGCUCUUGACACCAUGCAGCAAAAGACAAUUCCCCACACCUUAAGUUUCACCUUCUUUCUCACCUCAUCCUUCACUUCAUAAGGUCCAAAUAAGUCCACUGUGGUGUACUCAAAGGGAUUGGCUGGUGUUAUUCUCUCCGAUGGAAGGUCACUCAUGAUCUGUUGGCAUCUCCGGGCCUUAAGUUUCCUGCAUGUCACACAGUUAUCAACGAUCUUUUGAGCUAGUUUCCGGCCUCUUACCACCCACGCUUUCCUUCUCAUCCGGAGGAGUGUGCCUGCGAUGUCUUCAUGAUUUGUCUUGUGGGCUUCUUGAGCUAGAAGGGUGGAUACCCAUGACGUGCAGGGCAAGAUUGGUACUGCAGUUUUUUCUUCAUUAAAGAUUUGGAAUCUUCCUCCACAGAGCAAGAGUCCAGUGUUUUCCUCUUUGACCACAGCAAGCCUGCUGAGUGUGGUGUCUGGCCAGGUUACAUCCUUUUGGGCUGCAAGGAAGAGAUCCCUGAGUGCAUCUUCACACUCCAUGAUGGUAAGUGUAGCUUUCUUGAUUCUGGACUUGAUCUCAAGAGCUGAAGGAAUUUCCUUUUUCUUUGGCUUGCUUGUGGUGGUGGUCUUGGCUAGCAUUUCUUUCCACCUUGUGGCAGCUCUCCACACCCAGGCAAUGACUCUUGUCAACCUGGUUAAACUGCUGAACUUGCUGAUGUUAAGGAUAUUCCCCACUGAAUAACCCGAAGGUGGUCUUUGGACUUGGAUUUGGUGCCCUCUUCCAUUAGGGCUGCUUUGCAGGUCUUUACCUUUGUCAGAGGUUGGAGAUAUUGGUAUACGUGGAGCAUGUUGGAUUUUUUUUCCCCACCUGCGCUCGGGUCAGUGCUGCUGUAAAACAUUUCCUUUGGAGCUUGUUUAUGCCUUCUUUGGCAUCUGCAGCGACUUCUUUGGCUGACUUUGUCGGCCAAUCCUCUACAGGUCGUUUCAGAAACUCUGGGCCGUUCUGCCACACAGAGUUCUCUUUGAGGUCCUCUGGGGUUGCUCCUCUUGUCAUGAGGUCAGCAAUGUUUUGCUCACCUGGAAUCCAUCUCCAGUCCUCAACUGAUGUGGACUUCUGGAUCUCUCCCACUCUGUUUGCAAAAAAGGUCUGGUACCCAUAACUGUCCCUUUGGAUUGCACCCAGCACAGUUUGACUAUCUAACAGAUGGAUCCAACGUCCUACUUGCAUCCGACUGUGCUUUUCAAUGUAUUUCCUGAGUCUUGCAGCGAACACAGCACCACAGACUUCAGCCUUCACUGGUUCUCCCUUUUGGUCAAGUGGUGUAAGCUUGGCUUUGGACUCAACAAGUCGGACCAGGAUGCCUUGCUCGGUCUCCCACCUGAAGUAUGCCACUGCUCCAUAACUCUGGUCGCUCCCAUCUGAGAAUGUUAUUCCCCAGGGUUCUCCAAUCCUUUUGACUGGAGUCAGGCUUCUAUGGAAGGUAAUUUGGUUGAGGCGUGUGUAUUCCUCAAACAGGUGGAUUGCUUCUCCUCUAAGUUUCUCAGACAGAGGUGUGUCCCAUGUGUCUCUUGUUAGAGCUUUGCCUCCAGUUUCUUGGAAUGCUUUUCUGACUACAAUGGCUCCUUUCUGUUUGGCAGGUGUUGCAAGGCCUGUUGGGUCAUACAAACUAGCUACUUGGCUAAGCAGUUGCCUUCUGGUCAGUGGGUUUGGAGUUUUCAUUCUCACUUCCUCUCCAACGAGAUCUUGACUGAUCCUCAUCUUCUUUUGUCUCUUUGAGAAGUUUAUCGAGGUCAUGAGGUACAGUUUGUCUGAUUCGACUAAAUAACCAACUCCAAGGGCUCUGUUGUCUCCUUCUCUCACUUGGUUGGGGAGGAUGAAGACUUCAUCUGACGAUGUUGGAUGUUCUGAUGUAGAUGUUUGCCUCCCACUUUGGCCUGAUCGGACCCACGGCUUGAGGAAGAAUCCACCUGCCUUUAGGAUUUCUUCAACUUUUUUGGUGGUUCUGUCUAGCUUUUCCAGGUCAUUAUGGGAUGUCAGGAUGUCAUCUACGUAGGAAUCCUCUUCAAGGACCCUCCGUUCCUCUUUCAGAUGUGUGAACAUGGGCAACUUCGCUGUUUCUCUCAUGGCUAGUUGUGCGAUACACCCUGCUGGACGAUCGCCCAUGUUGACCCUGGUGAUGGCAUAUUCCUCAAUGUCCCCAUCAUCACCGUCUCUCCAGAGGAAUCUAUGGAGGUGCAUCUCCAGGUCUUCGAGCCACACAGAAUUGUACAUCUUUUUGAUGUCGCCGAGAGCAGCAUGGAUUCCUCUCCUGAACCUUAGCAGUACCGCUCGAAUAGGAUUAAGUACCUCAGGCCCUUUCAGAAGAAGGUCAUUCAUGCUGCUUCCUCUAAACCUCUGGCUGCUGUUCCAUACCAGUCGGACAGGUGUAGUUACAGAGUGUGGGUUUGGUGCUAUCAAGUGACUGACGUACCAUACUGGACCUUUCCAGUCGGCAAUGGUCUUUCUAGUGAGUUUCUUUGCUGCCUUCCUUUCCACCAUCUCAUGAACUUGAGUUGUGUAUGCUGCACGCCAAUCUGGUUCUCUCUUGAGUUGUUUCUCCGUCCUCAGAAACGUGGCUUCCACUGCGCUUCUGUUGUUGGGCAGGGAACUUGGAUCUUCAAUCCAAGGGUAUUUUGUGUCCCAGUGAGGCUCCUGACUAUGCACAUCUGACUCCACGUAACUGAGACCUUGCCUGAUUAUCUCAAGCUCUCUUUCUUCACUAAGAGUCAUGUCUUUGCCUCCUGGUUGACAGUUACCACAACAACAUCCUCCACACAUGGGUUCACAGGCCGCACCAAUGCUGUCCCACUUCCACCAGUCCAAGAACUCUUUGCCAAUAACAGUGGUUUUAGUUUCAGCUCUAGAUUCUUGCAUCUCAGCAAUUUCUUGAUACUUUACUGCUGUGAUUCUCAUAGAUCGUGCAAAAUGAGUUUCAGAAUUGUGCAGGGCCAUGUCCACUACUUCACAGAGGUCUGGAUGUGCUCCUCCAACGGUCUUUCCUAAAGGGCUCUCCCACAGGACAAGAUCUCCUACUACCUUUACUCUCUGUGGAGCAAGUCUUCCUUCACGGUGGCUUAUGAGAAGCUCAACAUGUUCUGGUCUGUGAAGGUCUUCCAGGUUGGUAUCGGGGAAUAACUUCUUGAGGUGUUGUGCUUUGAUUGCUCUGUGAACUUUUGCAAUUUCAUCCAACCCAUAACAGAUCAGCUCAUGAGCUUUCUCCGUGCCUCUCGGUGUCUUGACUCUCACCUUGAGUAAGUAUCUUUUGGUCUUCACCUUCAUGGCCAUGCCUCCAACUCCAUGGACGACUAGUGUGAUCCUUUCACUUCGAAGCUUCAGUCUCCUGGCGGCUGUGUGAGUGAUGUAGUUGGUGUCUGAUGCUAAGUCAAUGAGAGUUCCAAUUUUCUGCCCUGCGUUAGUAGUUACUUCGAGAAGCAUAAGAAUAACUGGUAAUUCACGUGUGCUUGAGUCCAUUACCCCAGGAAGGCUUCCUCCAGUGCAGUGUGAUUUUGCCAUGUUGGUGAAAGCAUUCCUGAAUUUUUCUGCCAUGUCCGGGGUGAGCUCACGUAUUAAUCUCUCUUGCUCCUCUGUGAAUGUUUGCCUCCUGGUGCUGGGUUUUUCCACUUUCACGUAUUCUUUCCUCUUAGCCCCUCCUUUAAGGCAGAGAAAGAAAUGGUGAUCCGAGGAGCUUCCUCUUUUGCAGUCUCUGUUUCUGCAAAGGUAAGUGUCCGUACAUUCCUCAUCCUCUCCAUGACAUCUGAGGCAUCUUCUGCAUGCUCCCAGUCUUUCGACAGCAUUCAGCUUCUCACUAGGCUUUAGUUCUUUGAACUGCUUACAAAAGAAAAUCUUCUCACGGUGCUUUUCAUCUCCACACACAACGCAUCCUCCCUUUCUCGUGGACCUUGUGGAAGCAUACCGCUUCUCCGGGUACGUAGCUUUCUUUUCAGGUUUUUCACUUACACCCAACUGGUCUAGUUUCUCCAGUAUGUCUUCUUGUGUCUUUAAAAAUCUUAGAAGGCUGUCGAAGUGAUUGUCAGGUGUGACUCCAUUUCUUGGGUUGACCAUGAAUGUCAGCCAGUCCCUCUUCAUGUUAUCCGGCAGCUUGCUCUCUAUGGAUCUGAUGACAAGGGGAUUCCUUAUGGCUCCACUGCUUUCGAGCUCCGUGAGGUCAUUCAGGGCCUUUUCCACAGCUUGAAUCAGGUCAAUAACCUUCCUUGGUUGGUGUGACUUUAAAGGAGGGACCCUCUCCAGGUCCUCAAUUAUCUCCAAAGCGAUUGUUGGCUUGUUUCCAUACCGGUUUUGGAGUACUCUAAACAUGUCUUCAGCACUGUUAUAUGUUGACAGGCGCAGGUCUCUACAUAUUCUCUCGUCCACACUGUCAAGAAGUUGAAACUUCUUCACCUCCACUGAACCAGUCGGCUCUCCCUGCUUUUGUAGGCUCUCCCAGUCUUUCCUCCAUCUGUGGAAAUUCCUCCUAAGCCCAGUGAAUUUAGGUAGACUGGUUGGUUUUAUUCUCACCACUGGUUGUGGGACUGCUAUUGGUUGAAGCUCUGUAGGUCUUCUGUCCUCUUCUGCAAUUCUCUGUGCGAUGAGGAAUUCUGUUAUUUUGGCCUCGAGGUUACUGCCGAAUAUUCUCAGAUCUUUUACUCUGCCUUUCAGAUCUGCAGUCUCAUCGUGUGGGACCCAUUUUUCCCAGUCUUUCAGGCUUUCACUUGCAUCAUGGAUUAGCUUCCUCGCUCUUUCCAGCUGUAGUUCAUAGCCGUCCCUGUUAAUAGCAGUGACGGGGGUUUCUUUGGCUCUGUCACAGGCUUUCUCCGCUUCUUGGAUUGCAAAGUCUACCUCCUCUUUACCGUAUCGUGGCCAGAGGUUGAAUUGGACUGCCUCUCGGAUUUCCUCCAAUUUCAUGUCGCACUCUUCAAUCGUCCUUUCAAGAUCAGCCUGCUGGUCCUUGUCGAGCUUGACCUCUUCAUCUCCCUUAGUUCCCGCUUCAGCCAGUAGGCCAACCGCGUAGUCAUCAUUUGAAUCACCGACACUUCUAGCCAGGGAACUGAGCUUGCUGAACUCCUCUUGUAGUUCAUGCUUAAUCAUACUAGCUGCAGCUUUACUCAGGUAGUUCGCUUGUCUGGUGAAAGCAGAUUUGGCUAAGGUCCGCUCUUGCUUCAGUUGCUUGACUGUUUUCCCAAAAGUUUCCUUGGCCAUGGUGUAGAGUUUUACAGGCAAUUCUUCCUUUGCGUCGACAGCUUGACUUCAGCCCUUUGAUCCUCGUCCUCACUGCCGCGCUGGUUAUCAACUGUCAAGUUUGGUAAAAGUGAACUUUUUCUCAGGAAUGAGUGAGAGCCAAGUAAGCUUUUACCAAACAUUUCGAUGCCAUGCACAUGCACUGCUUGUGGGUGCGCAGGUUAAUAUGGUCCCCAGAGCACUUCCUGGUGGUUGGUUUCAACAGCUCCGGUUGUAUGGUUGCCCCCUGCAGGUUGGGAGUGCUUUGAGCACCCUGGGUGGAUUUAGGCUUGAGUGCUCGGUAUAGCUUGUAGUCAGGAAUUGACACAACAACUAUAGUAAAUGCUAUGGUAUUCAAUUAGCAUAUAUUUUUUAUUUUUUAGUCAUUUAGCAGAUGCUCUUAUCCAGAGCGACUUACAGGAGCAAUUAGGGUUAAGUGCCUUGCUCAAGGGCACAUCGACAGAUUUUUCACCUAGUCGGCUCAGGGAUUAGAACCAGCGACCUUUCGGUUACUGGCACAACGCUCUUAAGCAUUAAGCUACCUGCCGCCCUUCCCAUUCCCCUCCCCCAUAUCCCAAUUUGUGCCACCCAUAAGUGAGAAACCUACAUGCCAAGUAUAGACCAUAUAUUGUGUUCCCUACAGAUUAUAGAUGGUCAGCUGGUCAGUCUUUUAAACAGCUUUUUAAAUCAGCGGGAGAUAGCAGUGAGGGUGGGAGGAGCCACAUCAUUCAGGUUCUCUCCAGAGGUGGGAGUACCCCAAGGCUCCACCCUCAGUCCUCUACAGUUUAUAAUGUACAUCUGUGAUAUUUAUUACCCAAGAGAGGGACAAGUGGCCCAGUUCGCAGAUGAUCUCUGUUAUUGUGCCUCCUCCAAAAACUUUGCCCAUGCUAGAACAAAGCUACAGAAGAAUAUCUAUCAGAGACCGAGAAGUGGGUCAAUCUGUGGUGGGUCAAGCUCUACCCCCUGAAGACCCAGUGAGUCCUCUUCUCCAGGCACCCCAAGCAAGUGCAUUUUAAACUUUAUGGACAGGCACUCCAGACAACCCCAACGGCCAAGUUCCUUGGGUCACAUUCCAAGAAAACAUGUCCUGGAGUGCCCACAUGGAGUGCCUGGAGAAGGAUGGAAGGAAGCGCCUGAACCACCUGAGGGUACUCUGCAGAAGAAAAGGAGGAGCCACGCCCGGAACAGACUUCAGAGUGUUGCAGAGCUACAUUCGGCCGCACUUUGAGUAUGCUACACCAGCCUGGUGGGACGUGGGGAGGUCCCAUGUCAGAAAAGACCAUUCAAAACCUUGCCAUCAAGAUGGCAUACAGACUCCCCACGUACACAAACACACACUACAUACAUUAACUUUCAGGAGUGAGAACACUAGAGGAGAGGCUGUUCUGGGGCGCAGGUUUACCCUCAGGUCAGUGGACAAUCCAUCUCUGAAACCCAUGAUAUGGGAGGAACAAGCUGACCCGCCCAGAACUUUAUCCAGCACCCACCUCUCUGCGCUUCCUAAAUAUUGA